UGACGGCCUUUACGAUCGACUUUUCAUGUAUGUCUGCAUUUAUCUGCAAUUGUCGGAGGGCAAACAAAAUAGUAAUAAUGUGAAAGACGGGUUGGCCGAUGAGCUGGUUGACCGAUCUCUCGACGAGGACGCGCUACUUCGUGUUGUGUCGGGUGAGGAGGAUGUCGAUGCCGACAUGCAAAAGGAUACAAGGGCCUCGUAUGAAGUACUGAAGAAGCUCAUGGACAAGGAGCAAGUUGGCAGACUUAAGAACGCCAGGGAUGGUGAUGACUACAUAGACGUCAGGGACAAAAUGAAGCGUGUUCCGGACGGAAGGGGGGGGCAUGGUGUGGGUUCGAAGUGA
This is a messenger RNA of Ectocarpus sp. CCAP 1310/34, 343 nucleotides long. The record is from the annotation of a GenBank genome assembly. Lineage: Eukaryota; Phaeophyceae; Ectocarpales; Ectocarpaceae.